AUGAGCAGCCCCGAUGCGGGCUACGCCAGCAGCGAGGACCAGGCGCAGGGGCGGUGCUCGCUGUCCAUCAUGAUGCCGGCCGUGGGCCCCUGCCCGUGGGCAGAGGCGCUGAGCCCGCUGGGCGAAGCGAAGGCGAAGAGCGAGGCGGCGCCGUCGGGGCCGUCGGGCGGGCGGAGCAAGAGCGAGGCGCGGAUCCGGCGGCCCAUGAACGCCUUCAUGGUGUGGGCCAAGGACGAGCGCAAGCGGCUGGCGCAGCAGAACCCGGACCUGCACAACGCCGAGCUCAGCAAGAUGCUGGGUAAAUCGUGGAAGGCGCUGUCGCUGGCGGAGAAGCGGCCGUUCGUGGAGGAGGCGGAGCGGCUGCGGGUGCAGCACAUGCAGGACCACCCCAACUACAAGUACCGGCCGCGGCGGCGGAAGCAGGUGAAGCGCCUGAAGCGGGUGGAGAGCGGCUUCCUGCAGCACGGCUUGGCGGAGGCGGCGGCGGCGGCGGCCGGGCCGGGCAGCGAGGGCGGCGGCGGCGGCAGGAUGUGCGCCGAGAGCCUGGGGCUGCCCUACGGCGAGCAGGGCUACGCGGCGGGGCCGGGCGGCGGCCACUACCGGGACUGCCCGCCGCUGGGCGCCGCCUUCGACGGCUACGGGCUGCCGACGCCGGACCCGUCGCCGCUGGACGCGGCGGACAGCGAGGCGCCCUUCUUUGCGGCGGGGCUGCCGGAGGAGGGCGGCCCGGGGCCCUACGGCAGCUACGGCCCGCAGGCGGCCGGCGAAUACCCGGCGGCGGGGGCCGGGGAGAGCCCGUCGGGGGCCGCGCUGCGGCGGCACCUGGCCGCCGGCGAGCCGCUGGGGCCGGCCGGCUCGCUGCAGGGGCUGCUGGGCUGCCCGGCGCCGCUGCACGCCUACUACGGGCAGAUGUGCCAGCCGCCGGGCCCGGGGCGCGGCCCCCCGCCCGUGCUGCCCCCGGUGCUGCCCCCGGUGCUGCCGCUGCCGUCGGGGGGGCAGCCGUCGCCCCCGGCCGAGGCGGCGCCGUGCCGGGAGGCGCUGGAGCACUUGCCGCAGGACGAGCUGCUGGGCGAGGUGGACCGCGCCGAGUUCGAGCAGUACCUGCGCUUCGCCUGCAAGGCCGAGCUGGGGCUGCCCCUGGCCGGCCACGACGCCGCCGAGGGGCUCUCGGCCGGGCCCAUCUCCGCCGCCGUGUCGGACGCCAGCAGCGCCGUCUACUACUGCGGCUACCCCGACGGCUGA
Cygnus atratus (black swan) is the source of this 1242-nucleotide messenger RNA. It is a transcript of the gene SOX17, whose product is annotated as SRY-box transcription factor 17. The transcript has 2 exons. Gene Ontology annotation, biological process: positive regulation of transcription by RNA polymerase II; heart development; angiogenesis. Bases 1 to 1242 code for a protein of 413 amino acids. Gene Ontology annotation, molecular function: DNA-binding transcription activator activity, RNA polymerase II-specific; RNA polymerase II cis-regulatory region sequence-specific DNA binding. NCBI's taxonomy places the organism in Eukaryota, Metazoa, Chordata, Aves, Anseriformes, Anatidae. The record is from RefSeq and is a predicted model, not a curated record.